GGCCCCGGGCCAGGCGGCUCCACCUGCGGCAGGUGGGGCCCGGCCAGGAAGCAGCAGCCCGGCCGCUGCCCCAGUCCCCUGCGCCCGCCCCGGCUGGCCCCAUGGAGCUGCCGGCGGUGCCCCAGCCCUGGCGCUACUGGCUGCUGCUGGGCGCCUACGGGCUCUUCCUGCUGCUGGGCGCCGCCGUCUUCGCGGGCGUCGAGGCGCCGCAGGAGGCCGGGCUCCGGGAGGCGCUGCGGGGCGCCAGGGCCGGCUUCCUGCGCCAGCACCAGGGCUGCGUGUCGGAGCCCGGCCUGGAGCAGCUGCUGGAGCGGGUGCUGGGCGCCGACAGCUCCGGGGUCUCCGCGCUGGGCAACGUCUCCGACGACGAGAACUGGGACUUCAGCUCGGCGCUUUUCUUCGCCGCCAGUGUCCUCAGCACCACGGGCUAUGGCCAUACGGUGCCCCUGUCGGAUGGGGGGAAGGUUUUCUGCAUCUUCUACACCCUCCUGGGACUCCCAGCCACUCUGCUCCUGGCCACCUGUCUUCUGCAGCGACUCAUGGGGCUGCUGACCCACCGGCCUGUUCAGUAUCUCCACACCCACUGGGGCAUCCCUCCGGGCCACGCAGCACUGGGCCACGCAGCUACCAUGGGACUGAGCGUGCUGGGGCUUUUCAUCCUGCUGCCAGCCCUCUGCUUCUGGGCCCUGGAGAACGGCUGGAACUUCCUGGAGUCCGUCUACUUCUGCUUCAUCUCACUCAGCACCAUCGGACUUGGGGACUACGUGCCAGGUCGCAGCAGCCCUGCCUCACUGCGUCAUCUCUACAAAAUCAGCAUCACCUGUUACCUUCUCCUGGGGCUCCUAGCCAUGCUGCUGGCCCUGGAGACCAUCUAUGAACUGCGUGAGGUCCACAGCCUUGUCCGAUUCUUUGCCCCCACACAAGCCCCUGCCUCCCCCUCCACUGAAGACGAUGACCGGCUGGAGAUCCUGAGCCGUGACCAGCUGGGCCUGGCUACUGUCUGUGGGGCCCCCCCCUCUUGGAGUCAAGCGGACAAUGAGGCAGAUGGGAGAGCGGCGCCCCCUGACGGCCCCUCUGGAGGACCAGCGAGGGAACUUAGGACCUCAACCACUGGCGUGGAGAAUGGAGACCCCAGCGACUGGUAAUCUGGUGACCUGGAGGCCCAGCUCAGGAGUCACAGCCGGGUCUCGCCAGUGGGAGGACAAUGGGCUGCGAAGAGAGGAGAGGAGGCCCAGGCGACCCCCCUGUGUACCUGGAGAGAAGACAAUGGACAGAGGCGGGGCGCGGGGCUUGGGGCUGGUGAUAUCAGAUGCCCAGCUGGGAAGCAGGGGGGCUCUGGGCUGGAGAGAAGGAGCAGGCAGAGCCCACCUGGAUGCAGGAGAGACUUGGAUAUGCUGUGCUGAGGGAGGCCAGGCCUGAGGCCCUGAGAGUUUCCUGUGCUGUGUUCAACACUCAAUAAACCCUCCUGUUUU
Chelonia mydas (Green sea turtle) is the source of this 1472-nucleotide messenger RNA. It is a transcript of the gene KCNK7, whose product is annotated as potassium two pore domain channel subfamily K member 7. Gene Ontology annotation, biological process: stabilization of membrane potential; potassium ion transmembrane transport. Bases 102 to 1145 code for a protein of 347 amino acids. Gene Ontology annotation, cellular component: membrane. Lineage: Eukaryota; Metazoa; Chordata; Testudines; Cheloniidae. Gene Ontology annotation, molecular function: potassium ion leak channel activity. The record is from RefSeq and is a predicted model, not a curated record. The transcript has 4 exons.